Molecule: messenger RNA, 1762 nt
Organism: Papaver somniferum (opium poppy)
Lineage: Eukaryota; Viridiplantae; Streptophyta; Magnoliopsida; Ranunculales; Papaveraceae
Product: programmed cell death protein 2-like
Exons: 11
Coding region: 219-1478 (419 amino acids)
Cellular component (GO): cytoplasm
Source: RefSeq, a predicted model, not a curated record
AUCCUCGGCAGCGAAACAGCAGCUCUCUAGAGUAAAACCCCAUCUUAGUGUUAAACCAAAGAAUCUAAACCCUAAUAAGCUUUACUGAGCUCAUCUCUAUCAACAAUUUCAAAAUUGUUCCGGAAAAAUCUUAAGAUUAGUUCACCAGCAUCAUCAACUUCAGUGAAUAUUCUUCUUUUUCCAUUGUUAAGCACAACCCCUUUUCACAGCACCAUCGGAUGGUGGCCAUAACUAGUGAAGAAACGGAGAUUGAAGUAUUACAGUGUUCAGUGGAGAACACCACCUCUCUUCAAGAUUCUGAUGGUGAUUAUGACCAGGAAGAGGAAGAAGAAGAAGAAGAAGAAGAUGAUGAGGAAGAAAUACCUGUUACUCUAGGUUUCGUCGAGCAACCGAAGAAUCCUAAUUCCCUUCUUCCUCAGUUUUUUCCUAGCAAGGCAGGAGGAACACCUGCUUGGUUAGACCCAGUUGAUUUACCAUCAGAAAAAUCUCGUAAUUGUGGCAUUUGUGGAGAUCCUCUACAGUUCUUGCUUCAGGUUUAUGCUCCGAUAUCUGGAAAGGAGUCGACAUUCCAUCGAACAUUGUUUGUGUUCAUGUGUACAUCAAUGACCUGCCUUCUUCAAGACCAACACCAGCAAUGGAAACGGCGACCAGAAAAGCAGUGCAGAAGUGUGAAGGUUUUUCGGUGCCAGCUACCCCGGUCAAAUGCUUAUUACUCAAGUGAGCCUCCAAAAUUAGACAAGGCCAGCAGAUCGCCUAGAGUUGGAGCUCUACUCUGUAAUUGGUGUGGUACAUGGAAAGGAGACAAGGUUUGCAGUGGUUGCCGGAAUGCACGCUAUUGUUCUGAAGCACACCAGAAAGUCCAUUGGCUAAAAGGGCAUAAAAAAGACCACCAACAGAUGAAUAUCUCAUCUCAAUUUUCAGAGUCCAGCACCAGCAAUGGGAAAACCACUUCAAACCAAGCAGUUGUAACUCGCAAAUUCCUCUGGACAGAGUUCGAAAUCUCUCAUGAAGAUGAGGCUGAAUAUGAAUACGAUACUGAGGUAUCUGAAAACGAUUACUCAAGCUCAUUGGUUGUUCCAAAAAAAAAGGAUGAAGCUGUUGAAGCAAUGAUGGGCGAUUUUGAGGGCGAUGAUGAUAGAAGAAGUUGGACUUCUUUUCAAGUGCGCGUUGGUAAAGCACCUGAGCAAGUAUUAAGGUAUACUCAAGACUCAAAGGCAAAACCACUUUGGCCCAUGGCAAGUGGACGUCCUUCUAAAGUUGAUAUUCCAAAAUGCAACUACUGUUUUGGCCCUCUAUGUUUUGAGAUGCAGAUUUUGCCACAGCUGCUGUAUUUCUUACGUGUGAAGAACGAUGUAGACUCACUUGAUUGGGCAACGAUAGCUGUGUACACAUGUGUAGAUUCUUGUGAAACAAGUGUUGCCUAUAAGGAGGAAUUCGCUUGGGUUCAGCUCAAUUCUCAAACAACUACACCACCAUGAGCAAUUCUUUGCCAAGUUUUAUUCCUUACUCCAUUGCCUAGAGCCUCAUAUUUCUUGGGCCCACUUUUUUAAAAUUUUCUUAAAUAUGUCCAGUGUCAUGUUUUAUAGUUUUAUACUAUGCAUUGAUAUGGUUGUGAACUAAAUUAGAUGUAAAAAGAUUAAGAAUUUGAUGAUUUUGGUGGGACAAAAAACAUGGAAUCAAAGGUAACUCUAUGAAAAAGUGGGAGGAUAUUGCUCAGCCCAGCUUUAGGAGGUCUAAACAUACAUAAAGCAAGCAGUUAUUC